UACGUUGGCAGCUUGUUUAAUACGUUUCGAUUGUGUAUCGGUUGUGCAUUGUAUUUCAGCAACAAAAGGAGAAUCCGAAUAUUCGAAGCAUUUCAACGUUCAUGUGAACUCUACUUUUCUUCCUAGACUUACACAAAUAUUUAUCACAAUGGACGAUAAGCUAAGACAGAUGGAGGAUGAAAUGAACAGGUUUGAGGCUGAAAUUGGAGGACAACUAGUCACACCAAUAGUGAGGCCUGUUAUCGGAGUGAAUACAUACAGCCAAGUAGCUAGGCAGUUGGAACAGCAUGAAAUACCUGCACCAGUGGUCGCGGCUGCUGCAGCGACGUUGGCAUUUCCUCCCAUGCUUGGAUUUCCACCUCCGCCACCACCGCCGCCACCCAUUCUCAUACCUCCACAAGUUGCUCGACAAUCAAUUUCCAUGUCGACAUAUUCUUCGCCUGCUCAAAUAAGCAAUCCAUUCCUACCGAAUAUGGGAGAUCCUAGCUUAAGUGCGACACCAAAGCCUUAUGAACCCACAACAGCACCAAUAAUUCAUCCAGAGAUUAUAGAGCAAAUAAUUAAUACCAAAAUCCCUGAUGAUGAUGGAAAAAAGAAACCCAAAGCUAAGGGUGUCAGUACAGCAGCAGAGCUAGCCAUCAGUCAAGGAAAGGCUAGUUCAAUCAUGGCUAAUGCAAGCGCAGAAGAAACUCAUCCCAAAGGAAAAGGAAAAAAGAACAAAAAAAUCAUCAGAAUGGCUGGAGGACAAACUUGGGAGGAUACAUCACUGUUGGAAUGGGAUGAAGAUGACUUCAGAAUAUUUUGCGGUGAUCUGGGUAACGACGUCACCGAUGAAAUGCUCGUGAGGGUCUUCAGUAAAUACCCAAGCUUUCAGAAAGCAAAAGUUGUGAGAGAUAAGCGGACGAAUAAAACCAAAGGAUUUGGUUUCGUUUCGUUCAAAGAUCCGCAAGAUUUUAUUAGAGCUAUGAAGGAAAUGAACGGGCGGUAUGUUGGAUCUCGACCUAUUAAGUUGAGGAAAAGCUCUUGGAAACAAAGAAAUUUGGACAGCGUCCGCAAGAAGGAGAAGGAAAAACAAGCACUCAUUGGCCUACUGACUGGCCGGUGAUCGUACACUUAAAUUUCAUUGGAAUUCGAGAGCGUUUUUUGUUAAGGACUUUUUUCUUCUUCUUUUUCGUCUUCGAAUAGCUCGAGAUGUUCUGGAAGAGAAAUGGAAAAUUAUCAUUUUGUACAUAAUUUCGAUAUUACGAUGUAUUUGUAAUUAGGCUAAUCACAAGCGAAUGAAUUAUAGUGUACGUUUGUAAAAGUAUGUAAGAACUGCUGUUAACUAUACAUGAGAUCAGUCAAAGCUAUUAAAAAGCUUGUUAUAUUUGCAUAUUAUUUUAUGUCAACGCCGAUAAAAUAGGUUCAUGUUACGGUGUUCUAAAAUUAAUUGAAACAAUGCAAAUAUGCAGAUCGUAUAGUGAAACCAUCAGAGUAAUGAGAAUUGAAAUAAAGUGAAAUCCUUACACAA
Athalia rosae (coleseed sawfly) is the source of this 1510-nucleotide messenger RNA. RefSeq names its product RNA-binding protein 42. The coding region runs from base 149 to 1105 and encodes 318 amino acids. Gene Ontology annotation, molecular function: mRNA binding. NCBI's taxonomy places the organism in Eukaryota, Metazoa, Arthropoda, Insecta, Hymenoptera, Athaliidae. The record is from RefSeq and is a predicted model, not a curated record. The transcript has 5 exons.